This is a messenger RNA of Pelecanus crispus (Dalmatian pelican), 1371 nucleotides long. The record is from RefSeq and is a predicted model, not a curated record. Lineage: Eukaryota; Metazoa; Chordata; Aves; Pelecaniformes; Pelecanidae.
GAAUAUGAAGAGCUUAGAGCAGAGAAUAAGAAAACGAAAGAGGAGUGUGACAAAAUCAAGCAAGAACGAGAUGAGGCUGUCAGAAAACUGGAGGAGUUUCAGAAAAUUUCUCACAUGGUUAUUGAGGAAGUAAACUGUAUUCAGAACCAUCUUGAAAUUGAGAAGACGUGCCGUGAAAGUGCUGAGGCUUUGGCUUCUAAGCUGAACAAAGAAAAUAAGACCUUGAAAAGAAUUAGUAUGCUUUAUAUGGCAAAACUGGGCCCAGAAAUUAUCACUGAAGAGAUUAACAUUGAUGAAGAUGAUUCAUCCACAGAUACAGAAGCUAACUCUGGAUCAUGCAAUUCUAUGCAUUGUCAGCAGCAAAUAAAAGAGCUGCGAGAUCAAAUCAUAUCUGUUCAUGAGGAAAAGAAGACCCUAACCAUUGAACUGGAAAACCUGAGGUGCAAACUUGUAGAAGUAAUUGAAGAAGUGAAUAAAUUGAAAGAAGAAAAGGCUGUUUUGACAACAGAAGUUAAUAGGCAGCAAAAACUGUUGGAGAAAUGUAACAGAGUGUCUGUGCUGGCAGUAGAGGAAUACGAAGAGCUUCAUGUAAACUUUGAACUGGAAAAGAACCUGCGGAAGAAAGCAGAGUCAUUUGCACAAGAGAUGUUUAUUGAACAAAACAAGAUGAAAAGGCAAAGUCAGUUGCUUCUGCAAAAUUCUGCUCCUGAUCAACAGCUUUUGAAGGCUUUGGAUGACAAUGCUAAGCUAACCCACACAUUAGAAGAAGAGAGGCUUCAACACCAACAAAAGAUCAAAGAAUUGGAAGAGCAGCUAGAGAAUCAAGCACUGCAUAAGGAGAUUAGUCGUCUUAAACAGCAACUAGAACUUUUGGAAGAAGAUAAAAAGGAACUAGAGCUUAAGUGUCAGAGCUCAGAAGAAAAAGCUAGAGACCUAAAGCAUUCAGUUGCUGAACUUCAAAAACGAAUACAGCAGUCUGAAAAUCCUGCACCACCUCCUCCACCGCCACCCCCUCCUCCUCUUCCUCCUCCCCCUCCUCCUAACCCUAUACGGUCUCUCAUGUCAAUGAUUCGCAAGAGAUCUCACUCCAACACCAGCGUGAGCAAGAAGGAGAAACCUCCUCAGCAGGAGUCAGGUGAAGAAGUUACGGACCUGAAGAGACAAGCUGUUGAAGAAAUGAUGGACAGAAUUAAAAAGGGAGUUCAUCUGAGACCAGUCAACCAGUCAAGCAGACCUAAAACAAAGCCAGAAACACCAAAGCCCUCUGAAAGUGCAAUGAAAGAAUUAAAAGGGAUCCUGACAGGACCCUCACUCCAAGAGGUCCAUGUCUUUCCUGUGCUAAGGGCCCCAGAGCUGGAUGCAGGGCUCCAG